Molecule: messenger RNA, 1630 nt
Organism: Octopus sinensis (East Asian common octopus)
Lineage: Eukaryota; Metazoa; Mollusca; Cephalopoda; Octopoda; Octopodidae
Product: lysosomal Pro-X carboxypeptidase
Exons: 9
Coding region: 34-1518 (494 amino acids)
Biological process (GO): angiogenesis involved in wound healing; proteolysis; negative regulation of systemic arterial blood pressure
Molecular function (GO): serine-type exopeptidase activity; dipeptidyl-peptidase activity
Source: RefSeq, a predicted model, not a curated record
UUAGUUUAGUUCUCAUUGCUACAGUUUGUUGUAAUGGCUUGCAACGUCCUUUUGCCUUUGUCUCUACUUAUUAUUUACGCUUUCAUCUUGUCCACUCAUGCAUUUCUUCAUGGUCUGCCACUAAGAAGACAGUUGACCACAUCUUCGAAGUAUACACCUUACUAUGAACCAGUUCUCUCUGUAGAAUACUUCCAUACCAAGUUCGAAACUUGGUACUUCACUCAACCUGUUGACCACUUUGGCCGGAACACAGACACCUACCAGCAAAGAUACCUUGUGUCCACUCAGUGGUGGGAUGGAAAUGGAGGCCCAAUAUUCUUUUACACUGGCAAUGAAGGAGAUAUUGUCUGGUUUUUAGAAAACUCGGGUUUCAUGAUGGACAUUGCUGGAGAAUUUGGUGCCAUGUUGGUCUUUGCUGAGCAUCGUUACUAUGGCAAGUCAUUACCAUAUGGGACAGAGUCUUAUAAGGAUCCUGUAAAGCUGUCCUACUUAACAUCAGAACAAGCUCUCGAAGACUAUGCCAAACUGAUUCAACACAUGAAAUCCACCAUAAAAGGUGCCCAAAACAGUUCUGUUGUGGCCUUUGGUGGUUCCUAUGGUGGGAUGUUAUCAGCUUGGUUUCGAAUGAAAUAUGCUGGAGUGAUUGUUGGGUCAAUUGCAGCCUCUGCUCCAAUUUGGGGAUUUCCUGGGAUGUCUAAAUGCAAUGGGAUAUAUACUGUCACAACAAACACAUUUAAACUUGGAGGUGAACAUUGUCCAGGAAACAUCCGGAAAAGUUGGAAAGUGAUUGAUGAUCUUGGAAAAUACAGUGAAGGCCUGAAGUUUCUGUCUGAAGAAUUAAAGUUGUGUUCAAGCCUAGAAAGCUCCAACGUUGAUGACUUCAAGAAAUGGCUGAGUACAACUUGGAUUUAUUUGGCCUCUGUAAAUUAUCCUUACUCAGCCAAUUUUGUUGAACCCCUACCUGCCUGGCCAGUGAACAAAAUCUGUGCACCACUGAAUGACCCUAAUCUGGAUGGUAAACACCUCGUCUUUGCUCUAGCCAAAUCUCUACAAGUCUAUUACAACACAACAGGUAACACUCCAUGCUUGAACUUCAGCUUAAUCAAUAAUGAGGCAGAUUUAGGAUGGAGCUAUCAGUCUUGUACAGAAAUGAUAAUGCCAAGCUGCUCAGAUGGCAUCGCAGAUAUGUUUUACCCAACCAAGUGGAAUUUCCCCCAGUUUUCUGAAUCUUGUUAUGCUCAGUGGAAAGUUGUACCCAGACCUAACUGGAUCACAACAGAAUAUGGUGGUAAAAAUAUUCAAGCUUCAUCUAACAUUGUCUUCAGCAAUGGAUUGCUUGACCCCUAUUCUGCCUUUGGAGUCCAUAAAAAUAUUUCUGACACCCUAAUAUCUAUCAUCAUUCCUGAAGCAGCACACCAUUUGGAUCUAAGAUCCAAGAAUAUCCAUGACCCACCAUCUGUAAUAGAAGCAAGGAAUAUAGAGAAGAUGCACAUAAGGAAAUGGCUGAAAUCAAAAUAAAUCCUAAAAUAUGUGGACAUUUUGCUUUGAAAUAUAGACAUUUUAAAUUUUAUUCAUUCAUGGUAAGAUUUUUACCAGUAAAGUAUUUUCUGCAAUCAUAUAUAUAUAUAUA